Messenger RNA from Zingiber officinale, 360 nucleotides. Its product is annotated as zinc finger protein ZAT5-like. The coding region runs from base 1 to 360 and encodes 119 amino acids. The record is from RefSeq and is a predicted model, not a curated record. NCBI's taxonomy places the organism in Eukaryota, Viridiplantae, Streptophyta, Magnoliopsida, Zingiberales, Zingiberaceae. The transcript is spliced from 2 exons.
AUGCAUGCGGUUGUGCGCCGCCUGCCAGCCGUACGAGGCCGUUGUGGCGGGCUGUUCGCAAGGCGGCGCCGGCGCGCCAUCGUCGACAUCGUCGUUGGUGCGGGGUGUUCGAGUGCAAAACGCGCGUGCAGCUGGCGGUUCCCCUCCUUCCAAGCGCUCGGCGGCCACCUCGCUAGCCUAAAGAAGCCGCGCUUGUCGGAGGCCGGCGGCCACCCCCACAGCCAAGAUACCGCCGCCGCCUCUGCAAGCAAGCUGAGGGUGCAUGAGUGCUCCAUCUGCCGCUUCGAGUUCAACAUCAGCCGGGCCUUGGGCGGCCAUAUGAGGCGGCAUCACGGCGGAGAAGAAUGCCGGCGACGUUGA